AUGGAUUCCCCAUCGACCCCAUCUCGCUCACGAUAUUCAGAUUUACCCAAGCUAGACAGUGCGGAAGGAGCUAUCGAUUGGGCUCGCAAGGUCAGGGCUCUCCAGCAGCAAGUUGAUGCUGACGAAGAAGCUGAGUACAAGCGGCUCCAAGAAGAAAUUGCUGCUUCCCGGAUUGCUAGAAAGCGUCGCAGUAGGGGAGGAUUCGUGUCCCCUACCAGUGCUGAGUUUGCUAGUAGCCGAGAAUCACUUUCCGGAGUUUCGCAAAAGUCCUCAACUUCUGACCUUAAAUCCAUUGCUGACCGGCAACAAAGUCAAGCAGAGGCUUUCCAUAGACUAACCGGAACCUCGAGUUCGAGUUCGCCUUCGAAUUCAGAUAUCAAGGGCUCUAUUGCCACUGCACGAGCAUGGAUGACAUCCAAUUCUUCGAAUGCAACGGCAUCCAAACCUUCUGGGCCUAUUUCCCUUGCGGCAUUCAUGGGUGGUCGUGCAGCCGGUCCUAUUCUCAACAAGCAUGCCCCUCAGCAGGAUGCUCAUGAUCCAACUCAGUUUGAAGACCGUGGACGAAUCACAGCUCCUCAUCCUGUAUUCGGAAGAGGGGGUGUUGCCAUGCCUGGACUGACUGCAUCCAGUCGAUUUCCUCUUCGGGACGAGAUUGGCAGCUUGCCGUCUGUGGUUUCGCCCAAAUAUGGCAGUGAUCGUGCACCUACUGCUUCUCUUGCACCUCUAGAGAGAACUGUAACGCCUGCCAACAACGGAAUUCCAGAAAGUUCCCCUUCUACAACUGCUCCGCUUGUGAUCAGACCGCGUUCUGCAUCUCCAACGAAGAUAUUUGAUGAAAGACCCGUGCCACUUCAGAAGACUGGAGGUCGAGACAGGACGAUUAGCAUUCCAAGCGUGUCUUCCUAUCUAUCAGAGUCUGGUGUCUUAAGCCGUUCUUCCCUGUCAGAAAAGAAUGGCCCACGUGAACGAACGCUGAGCAGCUCCCCGUCCGAGUCCCCUCCUGUCAGCGCGAAGUUUCCUGUUGUCAAAACGAGUCAAGAGAGGCCUGUCUCUACCACAAAUACGGGACCUCGAGAUCGUACAAUCAGCACACCGACCGGGAAUUCCAGGGUGACAUUCACUGUAUCGGAUUCCACCACAAGUGAUAAUCUUCCUUCCCUAAGACGCCCUAUUUCUACGAGUUUCACUCCGCCUAAACCCCCCAUUCAAGCUACAUCUCUUUCUAAAUCACCUCCUCAUAAAUCUCCCGUCUCCAUCCCCUCUUUAGCAAAACCUAUUCGCCCAGAUCCUAAGCCUUCUCCUCAGACAUCCCAUAUACCGGUGUCGCCUAAUACUUCGCCAGCAUUUUUGAAACCGCCUGUGCAGAAGGAACCCACACCUAGUAUCAGUCGACUGCAGGGAAGAGGAUUUGUACAGAAUAUGGUCAAAGCUAGUCAUACGUUUGAAACUCCGUCAUCUUCUACUCAGACGACACCAGAUCGGCCUGUAUCCGCCUCCCGCAAAGCGACAGUACUGGAAAGGUGGCAUCACAAUGGGUCUCCUAGUCCUGUGCCUGCAUCUUCUCCUCCAGUCACUUCACCUAAACCCCUUGCCAUGCGUAAAUCGUUCACGUUGGAACCGAACUCGUCGCUCAAGGCCACGGCUACAGGGCCUUCCGUUACCCCGAAACCUGUAAAAACUUUACCUCUCACGACCAAAGUGGACAGCGAGCCUAUUCGUCCAAGGCGAGAUUCACCACCCAUGCUUAAUUCUCAGGGUACAGGCCUGGGCUCGGCAACUACUCUGGUUGUGUUCAAACCACCUGCAGAUGAAGAGGAGGUGGGAUCUUUUGGAGCUGUUAGUGAACUGGGCGUCAAGCACAGUGCUGCUCAGCAGAAGCUUCCAGUGGUUGCUGGAAAGCCCUUGACUCACCCAACUAAAGAACGAGCUCGCAAGCCAAAGAAGUCGCAAAGACAGAGCACUGCCCCAGUUUCCUCUGAUACGGGGCCUCCUAUUUCUGUAACUCAGCAAAUGGUUAAGCCUGCACAUUCCCCAGUCGUAUCGUUUGAGUCUGAGUCUCCAACUCGUUUUGAGCCCCUUAGACCGACACCAGUUUCUAGAACCUCGGGUGGGCCAGGAAAACUUGGGAGAGUUGCAGAUCGUUGGGCUGAGCAGGCAAUCAUUGGGGUGCGGCCUGUAGCAUCACGUUCGCCGUCCACAGAAUCUGAGAUUCCCAAGAUCAGCGGUAUGGUUGGGCGAAGAGCUCUUCCGGGACUAGCAGCUACACCUACUAUUUUGCCUAGUAAGCUACCUGGUGGUCCACCUUCUCCCAUCAAGCCUUUCUCAAUUCCUCGUACAGAGUCAUCUGAGAAGAGCCCUGUAUCACCCAGUCUAGCUUCCAAAUAUCCAUCUGAACCGACAAGACCCACGACCCCCAGCCGACACUCUCGCAUUCCGAGCACUGGAAACAGAGCGACUGUUAUGGAUGUUGCUCAAGCUUUUACGGAACCCCAAAAACAAACGGAACCCGAAAAGGCUUCCCCAGAAGUUAUCGAAGCGCCUGCAUCGCUACCGCCGUUGAACCCCAAUUUCCGCCAAAACAUCAAUCCGCCUGCAUUAUCAGAAAGGCGUCGUUCCAGCUACCAGGAAAAGUAUUCCGCCAUCGUCUUGCCUCCUCUACGCGAGGAAGUGACACCUACUCCGACGCCUGUGAGUACUGUUGCUCGAGGUUCCUCCCCGGCUGCCGAACAUACAAUACCAAGUUCAAUAGACCAAGUCUUACAAGGAACAUUGAAUCAAAUAGAACAGACAGCGGCCACGAACUCUGACGUAGUUCACAUAAAUCACGAUGAUCCGCCUUUACCCAGUAUUGACAUCGACGCCUUGUUAAAAUCACACCAGCUUUCCGAAUCAAACAGCGACCUUGCCACAGUAUCCGUGGAAGUGAUGAUUAUUUCUGGCAACAACGCAGCCGUUCUUUCUCGGGAGACUGAUAUUUUUUAUGACGCUGAAGUUUUAGCCAUUGUGCAUCGCUCAAAAUCCAAGUCGAGUGGGUUGGUUUCUACCACAAUCUGGGGUUGGCUUGGAAAGAAUUGCGAGGCUGGUGACCUAGAACAAAACAAGUUGGAAGAACUUUCUAAACGUUAUGGGACAAACGUGAUCCUUGUCAAACAAUAUACCGAGCCUUCAGAGAUGCUUCUGGUACUAGGGAAUCAUUUGGCUGUGAGACAGGGCAAGCGCGCGCACUGGUCUGCCGAUAACACUGCGAUGCACGUCACUCGCUCUAGGAGGGGUGUCAUCUUCAUCGACGAACUCGACCUUACUAUCCGAAACCUCUGCUCGGGCUUCAGUUAUUGUCUCACAGUCCUUGAAACGAUAUACGUUUGGUAUGGUCGCGGAUCUGUUGCGUCUGAACGCAAGGCCGCAUUAGCUUAUGGCCGCUCGCUUGGUGAAAAUAUCGUUGAACUUCAAGAAGGCCAGAAUGACGGAGACGAAAUGUUCUGGAUGAUUCUUGGGGAAGAGGCCUUUGCAAAUGCUAAUUACUGGCAGUGGCGUCCCUCGGCUGCUGAUAUCAACCCCCGGGUGUUGGAAGUUUCAGAGCAAACGGUCAAGCCUGUGGAUUUCUUGCAAAAUAUAUCAACAAUGGUCCAUCUAGUCGAUUGUGUUUGGGAGUAUUUCAUCAUUGUAGGCAGCGAAGCCCGCACCCAAAGACAAAAUAUCAGAAUUGCCCUUUAUGUUGCUUCAGAACUCGUUCGAAGAGUUGGUUGGCAAAGGCCGUAUAUCCCUCCUAUUCAUGUCGUGAUCCUACCCUCCCAGAUACCCCUAGAUUUCAAAAUUCACUUGCGUGAAAUUGACGAGUCUUCACUGGGCGUUCCUGAGCAUAUGAAUCUCCUUACAUUCGAGGAGGCACAUGAUCAUUUACUACGACGCACAUUCUGGGAAUAA
Molecule: messenger RNA, 3924 nt
Organism: Lentinula edodes (shiitake mushroom)
Lineage: Eukaryota; Fungi; Basidiomycota; Agaricomycetes; Agaricales; Omphalotaceae
Exons: 12
Coding region: 1-3924 (1307 amino acids)
Molecular function (GO): actin filament binding
Source: RefSeq, a predicted model, not a curated record